CAUGGUGGGUGGUGACGGCGGGCGUGGCAUUCAAGUUCUCAACAUUUCCAAUGUCAAUGCCCAGGGUAAAACAGUGCUCAACGAUGGCAAACUUCUGGAACUGAUACAACAAUAUCCCUUCAUCUACAAUCCUCGAGUGAGGUCAUAUGGUGAUCCUGAUUACUCCAUGUGGGCAUGGAAACGUAUUAAUGCCGCCUUUAAUCGCAGCUAUGAAAAUGAUCCUUUCGCUGCCUUUUCCAUCACCGAUUUAAUUAACCGAUGGCAAGUUCUGAAACCCCUUAUACAAUGUCUCAGUAAGGCCUACGACCUGCAGGCCAUACCCAGCUCACUGCGACAAUCAGUAUUACACAUCAAUACCGAAUUGGAAGAUCCACGAUCGAAUUGUCAUCAAAAACCCAAUACACCGGUACAAAAUCUUCUGCAAGACUAUAUGCCGGAAAUUGCAAAAUUACCGCUGGAUAAGCGUUUGGCUUUGGAAAAAGAUGUGUUGCAGGUUUUGUUUAAGGCGGAAGUGGAUAGCAAACAAAUCAAAAAGUUAGAUGCAACUGAAACGCGUCAGGCCAACCAGGAAGCUGAUGAACUACUCAAAGAUAUUGGAUUCAAGCCGGUAUUCGAGAGGGCAUGGAGGCAAAGAAGACUUAUGAAUAGCAACAGUGAUGGUGGUGGUGCUGCUGCAGCUCCUGCUGCUAAAAGGGUCUAUGGUGUUCAGCGCCCCAAAUGGGUACAUUUGUCGGAUGCCCAUAAACACACGCGACGCUGUUAUGUUAAUAUUAAGCGAAUGAAUUUAGAAGAUUAUCUGCCAUUGGCACAAAUUAAGAAGUUCUAUAGUAAGAGAUAGU
Musca vetustissima is the source of this 839-nucleotide messenger RNA. RefSeq lists its product as uncharacterized. NCBI's taxonomy places the organism in Eukaryota, Metazoa, Arthropoda, Insecta, Diptera, Muscidae. The record is from RefSeq and is a predicted model, not a curated record. The transcript has a single exon. Bases 2 to 838 code for a protein of 278 amino acids.